This is a messenger RNA of Parus major (Great Tit), 2222 nucleotides long. It is a transcript of the gene DNAJC28, whose product is annotated as DnaJ heat shock protein family (Hsp40) member C28. Lineage: Eukaryota; Metazoa; Chordata; Aves; Passeriformes; Paridae. The transcript is spliced from 2 exons. Bases 924 to 2024 code for a protein of 366 amino acids. The record is from RefSeq and is a predicted model, not a curated record.
UCGCUAACGAGUUAUGAGAAGGUCACUUUCGGAGCAGUAAUUGAAUUUAGAAAUUUAGAAAGUGUAUUUAUUGUAUUUAUUGAUAAUUUUUAAGUAUGAUCAUGUUUAAGUAUGUUAAGUGGUUACACGGGGUUUUAUGGCCGUAUAAAACUCAGCUGUUGUCUUUGUCCGCCACCCAGACGGAAUGAUAUCACCGGAUCAUAAAUACAACGUGUUAACGAGCUCCAUUAUCACAAGCUGCUGACCUAUUACCUUACAUGGAUCAAAGCCAGCUGAAAACAUUGAGGACUGAUCCAGUCCCAAGUUCUUGUCGUUUUCCUUCUCUGGGUUAGGGCAGAAGGGCAAUUUGGUUUGUACAGGAGACAUAAAUGCUGGUUAUUCUUUUAUUAACCUGGAGGAGUUGAUUUGACCUAGUUUUUUUGUUUGAAAACGGAGCGAGCAAAGGAGAUGUUGCUCUCUCUGUGUCUUUAGCUCCACUGAUCCAGCAUUUUCUUAAGGAUUUCCAUGAAUAGAGAGGAGCUGGCUGAUGUGUAACCGGUGCGUCCAGUUAAGUGUUACAAUCUUCCACUUGGGUUUUACAUAAGGACUGACUUUGUUACCUGCAGAGGUAUUGCCCUGGCUGUGUCCCCGGAUAACCCAGAAUCACUGGAAUUGCUGACAGAGGGAAUACUGACUGCUAUCGAUCUGUUCUGAGUUCCAGGUUUAUGCCAGUUUGGCCACUGCUGGGAUACAAAGGCUGAACUAAAUGAAUCUAUAACCUGAGUGCUGAUCCAGAUGUUGCUGUGAAAUACUGAAAUCGUGCUGUGAUGACCUCCUUUGAGAACAUACCAGGUCGUAGAGGCUUUGAUCCAAGGGAGUAGGAAAUUGUUGAAUGUUCUUUAUAAUGUAGCUGCAUCUGAAGAAAUCCCCAGUGGCUUUGUGUCAUGCUGCCUAACAACAUGGGACAUUGUUUCAUGGGACGGGGAGCCAUGGUCCCAAGGAAGCUGAAGCCGUUUCUCUGCAGGAUGUUGUCGGGUUACAAACCCAAAAACGAUGUCAAGGACUCUUACAAAAUUCUGGAGCUCGAGGAAGGAUGUUCCAUGGAUGAUGUCAGAAACUCCUAUCGCAAUCUCGCCAAAAAAUACCACCCAGACAGCAGCUCCGGCAUGGCCGAUUCCAAGGCCUUCAUAAGGGUGGAGGAGGCCUACAGGGUUGUGCUCAGCGACCUGGCAGCCAAACAGAAAUCAGACUCUGGCGAGGAGGAGGAGGAGGACCAGUUCAAAUCCAAGUCCCUGCAGCACAGACACUACCUGAGCUUCGAGGGCGUGGGCAUCGGCACGCCGAGCCAGCGGGAGAAGCAGUACAUGCAGUUCCGCGUGGACCGCGCCACCGAGCAGGUGCUGGAGUACCGGCAGCAGAGGCUGGAGAGCCGCUACGCCGGCAGCGACCUCAGCAGAGCCAAGGACGUGCGGCAGAGCAAGAAGGUGAAGAUAACUCAGGCGGUGGAACGGCUGGUGGAGGACCUCAUCCAGGAAUCCAUGGCCAAGGGAGACUUCGACAACCUCAGCGGCAAGGGGAAGCCUUUGCAGAAGUUCUCGGACAGUCCCCACAUCGACCCCAUGACCCACAACCUGAACAGGAUCCUGAUCGACAAUGGGUACCAGCCCGAGUGGAUCCUGCUGCAGAAGGAGAUCCGGGAGACCAUCGAGCGGCUGAGGAACAGCAUCGUGGCCUCCAGGAGGAAGCUGGGGGAGCCCAUGACGCUGUCGGAGCAGAAGCAGUGGGGUCGGAUUUGCGAGCAGUUCGAGGAAGACAUCAGGAAAUUAAACAAGAGAGUUGACAACUUCAACCUGGUGGUGCCCAUUCUCAGCAGGCAAAUGGUGCAUUUCAGCAUGGACAAGGAAAUCCUCCGAGCACGAAAGACUUACGAGGCUGUCGUGGAAAAGGUUUCUGAUUCAGACACGAAGGAAAACGAGGGGGAAGAGGGCAAAAGGUUUGGGUGGAAGUCUUCUCUUUUGAAGUGGUUAAAACUUACACCGAAAUAAUUUCAUGCUAAUUCCUCUUAUCAAGGUUUUGAAUGCACUUUAUUAAUAAAAUAUAGCACUAGAGAAAUUUCAGGUUCAGUGAAAAUGUGAAAUCCACACUGUCACCCUGCUUGAAGGAAAUUUGGUUGUGUGAUGAGCAUUUGCAUUACAAAUAACUCAAUUAUUUUUAAAUGUUAUUAAAUGAAAUGUGCCAGUUUG